GGGAGUCCCAAGAUGAAGAAGACGAAGGUCGGUAUCAAGACAGGAAUAUUCGAACGGGAAGCAGGCAAAGGGAGUCCCAAGAUGAAGACGAAGGUCGGUAUCAAGACAGGAAUAUUCGAAGAGGAAGCAGCCACUGGGAUGUUCGUGAUGAAGACGAUGGAAUUGAUCACACUGACAAAAAAGAUGAUUGUUUUGGUAGUUCACCAGAAGGGGCCGCAGAGGCGAGGGCGUGGGACGACGAAGGAAAUACUGAAUACAAGAGAGGCGAGAGGGAUGCAUCCCGGCACACAGUGGAGUGGGACAUCGAUCCCCAGGAAGAUUUCGAGCGAGCUCUUCUCGAGUGCGACCAAACGCAAGAAACAACAAAAAAAAUGGGAAGGAGAAAGAAACCUAGGUCUAGAUCUACUUCUCCACAACUUAGCGCAGACAGCGGACAGACGUCAAGGAGUUCGAGAACCCGAAGAGCCAAGCAGCGCCAAGACACGGCGACAGACGAUCGCUUUUCGGUUGCCGGAUCGGGAAGGAGAAAGAAACCUAGGUCUAGAUCUACUUCUCCACAACUUAGCGCAGACAGCGGACAGACGUCAAGGAGUUCGAGAACCCGAAGAGCCAAGCAGCGCCAAGACACGGCGACAGACGAUCGCUUUUCGGUUGCCGGAUCGGUCAGUCGGACGUGCUCUUCAUCAAAUAUUUCUCUAUAUAUUUACAUACAGGUUCUUCGAACCUUUGGUCAGGCUCAAGGUUAGAUCAUGGAAUUACUGCUGCCCACCUUCACUGGGUCCACUCAGACUCAACCCAAUCAGGGAAUAUCCUUCCUUACUACUUCUGAGUCUUGACCGUGAUAGAAUGACCUCCUACAACACAAAAUCAACCUGA
This is a messenger RNA of Penaeus vannamei (Pacific white shrimp), 876 nucleotides long. The record is from RefSeq and is a predicted model, not a curated record. Lineage: Eukaryota; Metazoa; Arthropoda; Malacostraca; Decapoda; Penaeidae.